Messenger RNA from Babesia bigemina, 1272 nucleotides. RefSeq lists its product as hypothetical. Gene Ontology annotation, biological process: transmembrane transport. The record is from RefSeq and is a predicted model, not a curated record. The transcript is spliced from 2 exons. Gene Ontology annotation, molecular function: transmembrane transporter activity. Gene Ontology annotation, cellular component: membrane. Lineage: Eukaryota; Apicomplexa; Aconoidasida; Piroplasmida; Babesiidae. The coding region runs from base 1 to 1272 and encodes 423 amino acids.
AUGACGGAUGAACGCUCAGGAUCUGAAUCUGCACCUCCCACUACGAAAAAAGUGUAUGGGACGUUGGGAAAAGCGCUGUACUACCUCGUAUCAUUCAUUGAAGGCUACGACCAACAGAUGUUGUAUAUGUGUAUGAGGGCUUUCGAGUUAACAUUGGGUUUUUCUCAGUCUCAGUUGUCUACGAUGGCAACCAUUUUACUCCUGCGUUUCUUACACGGAUUUGGAUUAGCUUGCAUCUACCCCGUCCAACAACAUAUCGUUUCGAACUCGGAUAAACCAGAAGACUUCAAUUUAAUAUUCGGUAUAAUGCAAGGUUUAAAUUGCCUCGGACGAUUGCUAUCUGCCGUAAUAACUACGCUAAUUGCACGGAAAGUAUUAUUGGGCUAUUAUGGGUGGCGUACGUCUUACUUUGUACUGGGGUACAUCUGGAUACUGUUUGGCAUCUCCAUUCUAUUUGGGAUGACACGUAAGCGUGACAGCAAUUCUAAAUCCGUUGAAUUUAGGACGCAUAUAUCGCAGGCAUUGUCUCAACCCUUUAAGAGGGCAACAACAUGGAUAUUGAUACUUACCAUAUUCAUCGCAGAAGCUCCAAUAUGCGCAUUUUCGUAUAUUAACAUUUACUUGCAAUAUUUGGGAGUAUCUGAGACAAUGGCAGGCGUUGCAAUUGCGGUUACACUGAUUGGUGGGGCAGUUAUUAGCGUUGCUGGCGGAUUAAUUAUUAGUAAUCGUGCAGAAAAAUAUGAUUGUAGUGGUGAAGUUGGUUUCGGACUUGUGAUGAUGGUCGUCCGACUUGUAGAAUCUCUAUUACUCUUCCUAGGACCACAGCCAAGCGGGAAGUUGCUUUGGUAUCAUUACAUGGAGUUGGCAACGCUAGGGGGAACGUUAGUAACGGUUGGUGGUGUCGAUAGGGCCCUUUUGACAAAAGCAAUUGAAGACAAGUACCAGGGUACAGCUUCUGCCAUGGUUCGAACCAUAUCCGGUAUCGCAAGUAGCGUGGUUCUCUUCCAGAUUUCCGCAUAUUUGUCGGAUAAAGUGUUCGCCUACGUUCCAUUCAGGAAGUCGUUUGAAACUAUGGACGCAGAUAUUAAAGAGAGAAGUGCCGAAGCCCUGAGAAAAUCAAUGAUGUAUAUUAUAUUAACAGGCACACUACUCAACGUGUUUUGCUAUAUUGCGUUGUGUUGUACGUAUAUGGGAGAUAGAAAUAUAGUGGAUGGCAAUAACAAGGGAGAAAAACGGAAAAAUUUACCGUCAUCAGCACCUGUUCCACAAUGA